AUGGAACGCGGCGAGAAUACAAUUUCAGAUGCGGAGGUGAUGGGGGAGAAAGCAGAGAUGUCACACGAAGAAAUUGUGCAUCUUGCUGAGUUGACCCCAGAGGAAAAAGUGCUUGAGAAGAAACUUCGUCGUCGCAUAGAUCUUUUGAUCAUGCCACUUGUGAUUCUUGUUUACCUAAUGAAUUAUAUCGACCGAAAUAACUAUGCAGCCGCCAAACUUCAAGGACUUACAGAGGAUCUUCAUCUAGACGGCCAGCAGUACCAAACCGGUCUUUCCAUCCUAUUCGUCGCCUACAUCCUCAUGCAGGUUCCAUCUAACCUCCUCCUCAACUACAUGGGGAGACCAUCUAUCUACCUUGGCUUCUUCGUCACAGCAUGGGGCUUAGUCUCUGCAUGCACCAGCCAAGUAACAAGCUACCGUGGGAUAGUAGCAUGUCGAUUCAUUCUAGGCUUAGUCGAGGCGCCUUUCUUCGCCGGAGUCCUGUUCUACCUUUCCAAAUGGUACACGCGAUCCGAGUUGGCAUUUCGAAUGAGCAUCUUCUACUCCGGCUCACUAAUCAGCGGCGCAUUCGGCAAUCUCAUCGCAGCCGGCAUCCUCAACGGCUUAGCCGAAAAACGAGGUAUGUCAGCAUGGCAAUGGCUCUAUAUAAUCGAAGGGUCAAUCACCUGCUUCAUCGGUGUGGUUAUAUGUUUUAUUCUCCCCGACUUUCCCGAUACGUGGCGGCUUCUCUUACCAGAAAUGCGAGCCGUCGCCAUACGCAGACUGGCAAUUGAAGCAGCCGAGGCUGAUGUCGAUGAAGAAGGUAGUCCGGGGAUGAGCCAGCUGAAGGGCUUGAAAAUGGCAAUGACAGAUAUCAAGACCUACGUGUUCGCAUUUGCGUUUAUGUGCAUUGCUGGCGGAGGAAGUUUUCAAUAUUUCUUCCCAACACUAGCGGAGACACUGGGAUACAGCAAGACGAUCUCGUUGUUACUCGUUGCGCCACCAUAUGUGUUUAUGGUGUUUUACAGCCUUCUUCAUAGUUGGCUUUCUGAUAAAAUGGGUGUUCGGUUUUGGUUUUUCUUUUAUCCCAUUCCCAUUACGAUUGUUGGAUUUGUUAUUUUCAUGACUACUGAUUCGUUUGGACCGAGAUAUUUUUCGUUGUUUUUGAUGAACUUCACUUUUGCCCAGAACGGGACCCUUUAUUCUUGGAUUGCGAAUGCGUUACCUCGACCUCCUGCGAAGCGUGCUGCUGCUUAUGCUUUUAUCAAUUCUAUUGGGAACUCGGCCACUAUUUGGACGCCUUAUACAUACUUUGACUCGCAGGGGUAUCAUUACCCUGUUGCUCUUGGUAUCUGUAUUGCAUUGCAGGCGUUGGGUGGUUUGUCGGCUAUGUUCAUAUAUUUCAAUCUGCGAUCGUUGAACAAGCGCCAAGAACGAUUGGAUAAUGAGAGUGGGGAAGUGCAGCUCACUGAGAAGGAACUGAGACGACUACAAAUUACCGCUGACUAUGAAGGGAUUGAUAUCGCGGCGGCGCGUCGGUUGCAGAAGGGAUUUCGAUAUACGCUCUAG
Molecule: messenger RNA, 1548 nt
Organism: Penicillium odoratum
Lineage: Eukaryota; Fungi; Ascomycota; Eurotiomycetes; Eurotiales; Aspergillaceae
Product: permease of the major facilitator superfamily
Exons: 3
Coding region: 1-1548 (515 amino acids)
Biological process (GO): transmembrane transport
Cellular component (GO): membrane
Molecular function (GO): transmembrane transporter activity
Source: RefSeq, a predicted model, not a curated record